Molecule: messenger RNA, 1086 nt
Organism: Suillus clintonianus
Lineage: Eukaryota; Fungi; Basidiomycota; Agaricomycetes; Boletales; Suillaceae
Exons: 7
Coding region: 245-994 (249 amino acids)
Biological process (GO): cell wall biogenesis; (1->6)-beta-D-glucan biosynthetic process
Source: RefSeq, a predicted model, not a curated record
GAAACUAGGAAAUCAAAUCGAGCGGUCUUUCAACGUGAGACUUCUAACUGAUACGUAAUAGAACUAUCAACUUUCUUUGUUAUAAAUUGUCAACACCCAUCCCAUUCACGGGGUUACAACGUUGCUCGCUUCCCUGUGCCCAUAAAUUCAACGUUCUUUCAUUACAAUCCUUCAGCUCUUGCUCUUGUAGCCCACCUAGCCCAGAAUAAAAUCCCUGUCUGUACUAAAAUCAACCCCUUUUACGAUGUCCACGUUCAAGACUCUUGCUUCUCUUGCUCUCCUUGUUGCUACCCGUCUCGCGCUUGUUCAAGCCUCUGUCUAUGUAACCAACCCUGUACAAUCAACCGUUUGCCAUGCUGGUCAGUCCUGCGAGGUUGAUUGGGUUGACGACGGCAGCAGCCCCCUCUUGAGCGACAUUGGAGAAUGCACCGUUGGCUUGUACAACGGCGAGAUGGUCCUCGUGCAGUCGCUUACAUCCGUCAACGUUGCCGACACGCAUUCCUUCUCGUUCACUCCCGACCCAUCUGUCGGCGAUAAUGGCGGCUACUACCUGGUGUUCACCUCAACCGCCAUAAGCUACCAGGGCUGGUCUGGCACUUUCACCCUGGAUGGUAUGACUGGUUCUGGCUCAGGUACUACUGUUGGGGGAUCUUCAACUUCUGGAGGUAGUUCUGCUAUAACCUCUUCCGCUGUUGGAUCCUCAACCAGUAUGACCACCUCUGUAGCCGAUUCCAUCACUGGCACCGUGACUGCCAGUAGCUAUUCAACCGCUACUACCAUCACGACGCCCAUUUCGUCCGGUAUAUCUUCCGGUUUCAGCACCCUCACCGUGCCUUCAACUACUUCGUCAGGCACGACCACCCACAGCACCUCAAGCACUGCCACAAGCGCAACAACAUCGGCCACCCAAUCUGGCGCUGCCAUCCGCACUGGUGCUUCAACCUCGUUGGCGGGUGGUCUCAUCCUCGCCUUUGCUGGUGCUCUUGUAUUCUAAAAAGUGUUGGAGGUUUAGAGAGGGGCUGUGAUUGCGAUACCUUUAUUUUCUUCUUUGAAUACCCCUCCCUGCAGUGACAUUUUUGAUGUGAC